GCAGGGGGAGAGGCAAAGGGAGAAGCAGGCUCCCCGCUGAGCCAGGAGCCAGACAUGGGGCUCGAUCCCAGGACCCUGGGAUCAUGACCCGAGCAGAAGGCAGAGCUUAACCAUCUGAGCCACCCAGAUUCCCCAAAAGCUAUCCAUUUUUAAUUGAGUUCAUUAUUUCUGGUUUGCUAAUUCAAAGUUACUUAUAAAAAUCCCUUGUGGGGUGCCUGGCUGGCUCAGUCCUUACAGCAUGCGACUCUUGAUCUGUGGAUUGUAGGUUCAAGGCCCACCUUGCAUAUAGAGAUUACUUAAAAAUAAAAUCUUAAAAAAAAAAAAAAUCUCUUGUGUUUCAUUAAAAACAGUUUAAAAUAGGUUUUUUUCUUACCCUCUUAAGCAAUGAAUUUAAGCCAUGCAUAGAUUUUAGCUAUGGACGUCUUAGGACCAUCACGAUUUGAAAAGACAAAUAUUUCACUGUAUAGUUUUAUUAGAAAGGACAGGAAGCUUGGGAGAGAGGAAUAAGGCCAGGCUUGGUGCUCGUAUGGCCUCUUAACCCAUGUUGUGCCCUGCAGCCACAGUCCCAGAACCAGCUUCAUCGUCCCAGAGCCUGCUCUCCUGACUCCUUGCUGCCAACGCCCCUCUCUGCGCAAAGAAAGCCCUAAAAUCUGGGGGCGAUGAGAUCAGAGGAUUUCCCGUUCAAUUUGUGACUUUCCACCACUCAAUGACACUGCAUCCACCCGCUUCAUACCCGGAACCCGCAUUGGUGACGGGAGCUGCGGUCAGCGGAGAGAGACCGGGUGGGCGCAGCCGGAAGUCCCGCCCUACGGAAGUGGGCCCGACCCGUUGGGCGGGAAACCGAGUACGGCGUCGUUGUAGGCUGGCGGCGAGGGAGAAGGGGCGGAACCCCAGCGCGCUGCGACUUGAGGGUGAAGGUCACGGCCUCUGCUCCCCGCGCGUUCGGAUCCUGCCCGGCUCCCGCCCGGAAACCGAGCUCUGGCCUCCUGUGGAAGAUGAAAUAUAAGGAAAAAGAAUACAGACGAGUAUGGAAAGUGAGGACACAAAGAAGAUACAAGAAAUGAAGACUGACCUGAACUUAUUAUUGGAGUGCCUGAAGUAUCAAAUGGACAACCCUUUCUCACAAAAGGAAGCUUUGGUCACUAUUCAUUCAGUUUGUCAACAAAAUAGUAAUGCAGGUGUUUAUUUUAGGGAAAUUGGUGGUUUGAUGUUUGUAAAAAAUCUUGCAAAGUCAAGUGAACAUAGCAUGGUAAAAGAAGCAGCCUUAUACACAUUAGGAGCUGUUGCAGAACAAAAUGUUUACUGUCAGCAGUCUUUGUGCACUUCAGAAUUAUUUGAAGACUUAACUUGGUUCUUAUCUAAUGAUGAUUCAAACACAAAUUUGAAAAGAAUGUCUGUCUAUGUUAUUUUGGUUCUAGUUUCAAAUAAUAGGACUGGACAAACACUUGUAAGAGAAACAGGUUGUAUUACAGUUCUGACACAGUUGUUCAGGACUGUUCUUUCAAAAUACGAGUUGAAUUUGUCGGAUAAAGAUGCAUUCCAGAGCUAUCAGUUAUGGUCUUCAGUGUGUAGUACUUUGUGCGUCUGUGUCAACAAUCCUCAAAAUGAUGAAAAUCAAAUGCUUUGCUGUUCACUUUUUCCACAUGCCAAUGACUGGCUAAUAAAUUGUAUCAAACCUGAGAUAAUUCGCCCUGUUUGCUCAUUUAUUGGACUCACUCUUGCAAAUAACACAUAUGUUCAGAAAUACUUUAUAUCUGUGGGUGGACUGGAUGUAUUGUCUCAAGUUCUGGUGCAACUGGAAUCAGAUUCACACAAGACUCUUUCCAGUGCUAAGCUUGCAGUGGUGGUGACAAAGACAGUGGAUGCGUGUAUUGCUGAUAAUCCUACUUUUGGAAUAAUACUAUCCAAGUAUCAGAUUGUUUCAAAACUUCUGACAUUACUGCUUCAUGAAGGUCUGGAUUCAGGAGAAAAAUUUAGCAUUAUACUUACUCUUGGUCAUUGCACAGAGGAUUGUGAGGAAAAUCAGUAUGAUCUUUUUAAAAACAAUGGGCUUCCACUCAUGAUACAAGCCUUAACCGAAUCGCAGAAUGAGGAACUAAACAAAGCUGCCACUUUUGUGCUUCACAAUUGCAAAAAAAUUACUGAGAAAUUAUCUCUAAGUCUAGGAGAAUACUCUUUUGAUGAAAAUGAAGAACAAUUGAAAGACGUAAAUAUGAAAGAGAAGAGCCUUGAAGAGUACUGGAAGAAAGCAAAGGAAAUUCUACACAGAAUAGAACAGCUUGAAAGAGAAAGAAAUGAGGAAAAAAUACAAAGAGAAAAAGAUAAGGAUAAUGUUUCAUCUAUGAACAUAAAUAUUCAAAAUACAUUGAAACACCUCCAUGCAGAUAGUAUUGGCAGAGGUCCUACGGCAGAAGAUAAAGAUAAAAGGCAGUCGAGAAAACUUCAGAGUUAUCAGUCCCAUGGAGUUCUGUCUUCAGCAUGUACAAAUGAUCACCAAAUGAAAACCCUGUUAAAGAGUGCAAAUCCAGUUAAUGCUUGUUAUAGGGAGAGUGGGCAAAGUAAGACUUUAUGUAAAGCCAUUUCAAGCUAUAAUCAAAACUUAUAUGAAGGAACAACUUUUGAAAAAAAGAAUUCUGUUUCUCAAUCAAGUGACCAUAUUUUUAAACAUCCAAUUCCCGUUGUCAAAAAUAGAAAGCAGCAGUUACCAGUAACAGAUCCAUUUACAUUAUGUUCAGAUAUAAUAAAUAAAGAAGUCAUCAGUUUUCUAGCAACUGACAAUCAUUCCAAAAUGUUAAAGUAUAGAUGCUCAGGUUGCAUAGCAGUAGGAAAAUCUCUGAAUAGCCGAAAUUUUAGCAAGCUCUUGCACUCUUGCCCAUACCAAUGUGAUCGUCAUAAAGUCAUUGUGGAAGCUGAAGACAGAUAUAAAAGUGAACUAAGGAAAUCACGUAUCUGUAACAAAAAAAUUCUGCUGACCCCACGUAGAAGACGACAACUCAGUGGUGAAUCUUCUACCUCUGGAGAAAUAAAAAAAAGAAGAAUUCGUAAAAACUUUACUGAAGAAGAAGUAAAUUACCUUUUCAAUGGAGUUAAGAAAAUGGGAAAUCAUUGGAAUUUAAUUUUGUGGUCUUUCCCCUUUCAGCAAGGACGGAAGGCUGUGGACCUUGCUCACAAAUACCACAAGCUGACCAAACGUCCCAAGUGUGCAGCUCCUUGAUCGGAAUACCUGUCAGUUUUUAGUUUGAACUCUUAAAAUACAAUGCCUUGAGAAAACACAAUUUAAAAUACUCUUCUAAACGCUCAUGAAGCAGGGAAUCUAAAAACAGGAAUACUGUUCUAAUUACAUACUUUUUGUGACGCUUUGUCUCAUCGAAUUAUUAAAGUAAUUUCUAAAACAAUACAUUUUUAAUGUGUAGAUUAGUAAGACAAAAUUCCUUUAUAAGGUCAAACAUUCAUUUAGGAAUAUGCUUUUAUUUUUCCUUAAGCUCAAGGAACACAGGUCAGAGAAAAAAAAUGAUCAGCCUUUAAACAUUAUUUGACAUUAUAUUGUAAUGGAUACCAUGUGAGACAUUUGGAUUUUAGUAUAUUCUUACCCAGUGAAAGUUCUUCCCCAGAACUUAGAAUAGUUUCCCAAGCUGUUCACGUGAAGUUCCCACACAUUAAAUCAAUGUUUGACAUUUUGUUAACGAAAAUGUUCCUCUUCUAAAGGCUGAUUAUGUAAUUCCUUUGAAUACUCCCAAAUUCUAUGGUUAGGUUCACUUCUUUUUGGUGUAUGUUUAUUUGUUUUGCUUUUUAAAAACUGAGAACAUUUUUUUGUUCAUUUUUAAGUUAGUUUUCUUCUAGUGGAAAACCAAACUAUUUGAUCUCAAUUUUCUAUUUUUCUUAUUCUUUUUAUAUUUCUAUCAUGAUCCCCAAAGGAUGCUGUUGCAGCCUUUAUUAUACUUAAAAUGCUAUUGCUGUGGCAAGGUGAUUAAGUAUCAGGGCCUGAAACCUCACCUGUAUACUUAGGUAGCCGUUGGCUCACUGCCUCAUGUCAUUGUAGAUUUCUUCAGUCCCAGAAGUUAUUUCCUGUAAGUUUGUAUUCUUUGACCUUUUCACAUCAUGACUAUUUCUACUUUGAUAAACUCAGAGUUUUUAUUAAAUUUUUAAUUUUCUGAUCCAUAGUGAAAAUUCCAGAGAGCCAAUAUGCAGAAAAUUUUCUAUUUAAAUCCAAAAUUUCCUUUAAAGGAAAGAAUAAUUUACAAUUAGGAAAAUUCCUUAAAGCAUUUAAAGUGUGAAUGAAUCUAGUCUAUUAUCUGUCAGUAUUUCCUAAGCACUAUGGAGAUUAUUUAAAUAGUCUGUUCGGUUAUUUCGAUUUGUACUUCUCAAGAUUUAUGCAAGUUAUUUUAGGUCAAAAGGGAAAACAUUUUGUCUGUUGUUUCAGCCUUACCAGUUUAGAUAAUCGAAGUUGUUUCUUAAUAUUGUUCAAAUACAACUUAAGCAUAUUUUUCCACUUCAAGUGGGUCUCAGGUAAUAGUUCUUUUAUUUUUUUUUUAAUUUUUAAAAAGAUUUUAUUUAUUUGACAGAGAGAGAAACUGAGAGGGGGAACACAAACAGGUGGAGUGGGAGAGGGAGAAGCAGACUCUUCACUGAGCAGGGAGCCCGACACAGGGCUCAAUCCCAGGACCCUGGGAUCAUGACCUGAGCCGAAGGCAGACGCUUAACAACUGAGCCACCCGGGCACCCCAAUAGUUCUUUUAUUGACUGGGAAUUAUGUAUGUAACAGAAAAAUCAAACACUGCUUAAGUGAAGCAUCCCCAAGAAUAUGACAUACUAUAGCUUAGACACUGAUUUGUAUCAGUUAUUGAGGCAAUAUUUAAAUUAACCAGUAUUGGGGCACCUGAGUGGCUCAGUUGGUUGAGUGUCUGACUCUUGGUUUCAGCUCAGGUCAUGAUCUCAGGGUUUGUGAGAUUGAGCCCCGCAUGGGCUCCAUGCUGAGCAUGGAGCCUGCUUAAGAUUCUCUCUCUCCUUCUGCCCCUCCCCCCCUAAAAAAAAAAUAAUGAAAAGAAAAGAACCAAUACUCUAUUGCCUUCUGAAAUAUUGAAAUUUUGUCCUAACCCUUGACUAACUUUUGGUUAACAUGAGCUACUUUUUUUCCUUCAAAUGGAAAUAUUUGGUAAUAAAAUAAAUGACAUAUCAAAAGGAAAGCUGAAGAAUAAUGACCGAGAACUGUAUGGCUUUAGGAAUUCAGACCUGGCCAAAUCAACUGGGAAUAAAAAAUGACUUUAAUAAUGACAGACCUUUGGAGUUGGAACUGACCUCAGUUAUAGUUUGCUGCCAGAGGCAUGAACUGCUGUACCUGGCCAUUGGUGGCUCUCCUUAAUUUUACAAAAAUCCUCAGAAACAUGGAGUUUACUACUUAGGGUAAUAAUUGAUGGUCAUUCCUUCCUUACAUUAAAAUGAAAUGUGCUUUCCUCGAGCACCUUUUGUAGAAUCACAAAAGUUGAAUUUCUUUUCCACUAUGCCAGUCCUUGAAAGGCAAAGAUCAAUAUCCAUCAUUUUCCUCUUUUCCCUCUACAUGCUUUAUCUUUCAUGCUGAUAAGCCCCAGUUACUUCAGCAGAACAGUGUCAUGUCUCUUAUGAACUUAGUCACUGAACACUUCUUUUGUCUUUUUUUUUUUUUAAGAUUUUAUUUAUUUGACAGAGAGGGAACACAAGCAGGGGGAAUGGGAGAGGCAGAAGCAGGCUUCCCGCGGAGCAGGGAGCCCGAUGCGGGGCUCGAUCCCAGGACCCUGAGAUCACGACCUGAGCUGAAGGCAGACAGUUAACGACUGAGCCACCCAGGUGCCCCCACUUCUUUGUCUUUAUAAACUGUGGCCAGAAAGAAAUGUGGCCUGACUGCCAGAGUAAGGGAUCAGCUUUGAGGGGUCCAAUGAGGUUUUAUGGACCUCACCUGAGAUAGUUCUUGGUAUUAUACAUGAUCAACUCUCAGACUGUAGUUAAUAUAGUUUAUGAUUUACAGAUUAUAAUUUUAAUUAAUUUCUAUUUUGUUCUUAGGCUUUUAUUUUUAACCCCACUACAGAACUCAGCAGUCUCUUAAAAUUUCAUCUUGCUACAUUUAUUUAUUUAUUUAAAAGAUUUUAUUUAUUUAUUUGACAGAGAGAGACAUAGCGAGAGAAGGAACACAAGCAGGGGGAGUAGGAGAGGGAGAAGCAGGCUUACGCGGAGCGGGGAGCCCGAUGCGGGGCUCGAUCCCAGGACCCUGGGAUCAUGACCUGAGCCGAAGGCAGUCGCUUAACCAACUGAGCCACCCAGGCGCCCUACUUAUUUAUUUUUAAAAAGAUUUUAUUUAUUUGACAGAGAAAGACAGAGAGGGAACACAAGCAGGGGGAGUGGGAGAGGGAGAAGCAGGUUUCCCACAGAGCAGGGAGCCCAGUGUGGGGCUCGAUCGCAGGACCCGGGGAUCAUGACCUGAGCCGAAGGCAGAUGGUUAAAGACUGAGCCACCCAGGCGCCCCAUCUUGCUAGAUUUAAUCUGCACGCAGUUUGUCAUCCAGUAUAUUAGGCAUCCCUUCCUGCUUCAGGUCAUCCACAGCUGAUGGCAACUUGAGUUGGCUGGGCCAGGGUGAGAGGUGGGGCAGGCUCCUAGCAGCCUCUGGUUGUCCCUGCUCAUUGGUCCCCUCUGGGCCUGGUCUUUAACUUGCCUCAAUGCUAUCAUUCAGCUUACAUUUUUCACUUUCUUAUCUAUGAUGUGAAUUGCCAGAUGCCCUGUUGAAAACUGCAGUUGCUGUGUCUGCAACAUCCUCCUGCCUGGUAUUCCUGCAAAAAAGAAAAAGACUGUAAAUCUAGUCCUAUCUUUUCCUUUUCCAAUGGUCACAUUAGAGAAUUUUACCUAGGGCUGAUAAGUUCACUGGCCUGUAGUUUUAAACUCCAUCUUCUGUCCUGUGAAAAUUCAGAUUUAUGACUUGUAACACUUUCAGACUUCCAAGGGUGUAACUUUUUUUUUUUUUUUUUAAGAUUUUAUUCAUUUAUUUGAGACAGAGAGAAUGAGAGAGAGAGAGCACAUGAGAGGGGUGAGGGUCAGAGGGAGAAGCAGGCUCCCCGCCGAGCAGGGAGCCCGAUGCAGGACUCCAGGAUCAUGACCCGAGCCGAAAGCAGUCGCUUAACCAACUGAGCCACCCAGGCGCCCAAGGGUGUAACUCUUAAUGGGUUUUCACUCUCAUUGUCUUGUUUGAACCUUACAUUCAGGUUGGCAGAUGCUAUGCCCAUUUGUUGGAUCCUGUAACUCUUGCUGCCAACAUUUGGCAGAGCCGGAUCAGAAUUCUGCUCAUUUGAAACUCAUGUAGGUGGUUGCUUUUCCGCCAUAUCCCACUUCCUUGUGAUAUUUAGAAAUGCCUUAUAAAGUGAGCUGUUUGAGGAUAGCAAGAUCCCUCAGAGGCCACACCUAAAGUUAAGCUGGAUGGGUGAAAUGGACUUGUUUUUUUCCCAUUACUUUAUUUCCCCUUGUGGCUUCUUGACCUUUAUCCUUCACAUCUUUUUCGUUCCUUCAACCCCCCACCCCAAGACAGGAAAGUAAAGCUGCCUAUUUGUGGUGUGAAAUGCUGGCUCCCUGGAAAUAACAUUUUUUAAA
Messenger RNA from Mirounga angustirostris (Northern elephant seal), 7605 nucleotides. It is a transcript of the gene TERB1, whose product is annotated as telomere repeat binding bouquet formation protein 1. Lineage: Eukaryota; Metazoa; Chordata; Mammalia; Carnivora; Phocidae. The record is from RefSeq and is a predicted model, not a curated record. The coding region runs from base 1028 to 3214 and encodes 728 amino acids. Gene Ontology annotation, biological process: meiotic attachment of telomere to nuclear envelope; homologous chromosome pairing at meiosis. The transcript is spliced from 18 exons.